Molecule: messenger RNA, 777 nt
Organism: Ceratosolen solmsi marchali
Lineage: Eukaryota; Metazoa; Arthropoda; Insecta; Hymenoptera; Agaonidae
Product: hemolymph lipopolysaccharide-binding protein
Exons: 2
Coding region: 1-666 (221 amino acids)
Source: RefSeq, a predicted model, not a curated record
AUGGAAAGCAACAAAAGACCCGCGUACCUGCUCCUUUCCCUUAUCUGCCUCGUUACAUUGGAUCAGGCUGCAGCUACUACAGACGCGGAUCGGAAUCGUCCUUAUAAUAAUUCAACGUCUAAUCACUUGGGCAACAUCCUGCUGGAGCUGGAAAAAAUUUCGGCCUCUUUGAGCAGUAUUGGUUACGUGAAUUCGAAAUUGAUAAGUAAUUUGCGAGAGAAUGCGAGCCGUCUGUACGAUUGGAGGUGCGUAAAGGUCGCGGACAUUGCGCAACUCGGCUAUACGUGCACAUCUGGGAUCGGAUGUCAUAAGUUCUAUUUGGCCAAUUUGACGUGGAACGGGGCGAGAAAAUCCUGCCGUAAAGACGGCGCUCGUCUAGCCAUAAUUAAUUCGGAAAACGAGGCCAAGGUACUAAAAAAUUUGCUGCUUGAAAAUUACCAGUUUAGUGCUUAUGUCGGCAUCCAUAAUCAAUUUAAAGAAGAUGAAUGGGUGACUGUAUUUGGCGAUACCCUCGCCGAAACGGGGUAUAAUCGAUGGAGCGUAGGGCCGCCGAAAAUUUCGAAAGCAAACUGCGGGGUGUUGUUUGAGGAUGGCAAAUUGCUUGGAAUUCCUUGCCAUGUCGAGCGAUCAUACUUUUGCGAAAUUUCUGAAACGGCGACAUGCUAGAGCUUAUAUUAAAGCGAUAUGUUGGAAGAGCUUGCGUAAUAAGCUGUAUAAAUCACGUGACCGUCAAAUUUUCGCGGCGAUCCCCGAGCACCGUGUCCCACCAAUUAGCGC